AUGAGAACUCUGUUUAGACGGGAGUGUGACCGGAGCAUUUCGGCGGCGGCCGGCUCCGACUGGCGGCAGCUGCUGGCAGCGGGGCUGGGGCGGCUGGACCGGGAGGAGAUGUGCGGCGAGGCGGCGUCCUGCUCCGUCAGCUUCGAGGCGCUGCUGCACAACCCGCUCAACGUCUUCCACGUCCACGUCGACAUCCACGACGUCAACGACAACGACCCGCGCUUUCUGCAAGAUGAUUUCCAGCUGGAGAUCAACGAGUUGACUUCCCCCGGCGCACGGUUUUACUUGGGCAUGGCAGAAGACCCGGACGUGGGCAGCAACGCGCUGCAGGGCUACGAGCUAGAGGACAACAAAUACUUUGUUGUGGAAAUUAAAAAGAGGCAAGACGGCAAGAAAUUCGCAGAGCUGGUGCUGCGCCGAGCGCUGGAUCGGGAGAGCGAGCAGAGCCUGCGGCUGGCGCUGGACGGCGGCGACCCGCCCCGCAGCGGCACCGCCCAGCUCUGCAUCAACGUCACCGACGCCAACGACAACGCGCCCGUGUUCGCGCAGGAUCGGUACCGGGUGAGCGUGCGGGAGGACGCGCCGCCGGGAUCCACGGUGCUGAACGUCUCCGCCUCGGACGCCGACGCCGGCAGCAACGCGCGCAUCACCUACGGCUUCCUGGAAACGCCGGUCAAGGUGCUUGAGAAGUUCGUGGUGGACGCGGAGAGCGGGACCAUCACGCUGCAGGAGGCGCUGGACUAUGAGGACACGAGAAGCUACACGUUGCUGGUGGAGGCUAAGGAUGGAGGUGGUCUGGUGGCACACUGUGAAGUGGAGGUGGAGGUGCUGGACGUGAACGACAACGCGCCCGAGGUGACACUGACGUCGGUGUCGAGCCCGGUGCCCGAGGACGCGCCAGUCGGCACCGUGGUGGCCCUGGUGAAAGUGCGGGACAGAGACUCGGGCGAGAACGGCGCCGUGUGGCUGGAGCUGUCGGGCGAGGCGCCGCUGUCGCUGGUGGCGUCGUCGGGCGGCUCGUACAAGGUGGUGACGGCGAGCGCGCUGGACCGGGAGCAGGCGGCGGAGCAGCGCGUGUGGGUGGUGGCCAGGGACCGGGGCA
Messenger RNA from Chaetura pelagica (chimney swift), 1102 nucleotides. RefSeq names its product protocadherin gamma-B5-like. Gene Ontology annotation, molecular function: calcium ion binding. NCBI's taxonomy places the organism in Eukaryota, Metazoa, Chordata, Aves, Apodiformes, Apodidae. Gene Ontology annotation, cellular component: plasma membrane. The record is from RefSeq and is a predicted model, not a curated record. Gene Ontology annotation, biological process: homophilic cell-cell adhesion.